This is a messenger RNA of Exophiala bonariae, 2112 nucleotides long. RefSeq lists its product as uncharacterized. The record is from RefSeq and is a predicted model, not a curated record. NCBI's taxonomy places the organism in Eukaryota, Fungi, Ascomycota, Eurotiomycetes, Chaetothyriales, Herpotrichiellaceae. Gene Ontology annotation, biological process: lipid metabolic process. Gene Ontology annotation, molecular function: acetoacetate-CoA ligase activity. The transcript has 3 exons. Bases 1 to 2112 code for a protein of 703 amino acids.
AUGGCGGACCAGCAGUACCCUGUCCCUCGGAAACUAUGGGAGCACCCCGAUCCCAAGAGCACGACGAUGUGGAAGUUCUGGAAAAGCUUGGAGAAGGCCUAUGGCGAGAAAUUUCCUGAUUAUGACGCUCUCUAUAAGUUCUCUGUCACUCGGCGAUCCGACUUCUGGCGACAUGUGAUGGGUUACUUUCCAAUCGUCUACAGUGGCAAGGUUCCAAACCCCGUCGUUGACGAAUCGGCCCGGAUGGAUUCUAUCCCACGAUGGUUCACUGGCGUGAAGAUAAAUCUCGCCCAGAAUAUUCUCUUCUCCGGCGACGCAAAUGGAACUCCGUUCAUCGGCUCAGCGAAAGCAAAUGACAAGAUCGCCGCAAUUGAAGUUCGAGAGGGCAGUUUUCUUGAGCCAAUACAUCGCAUAACGUGGAGAGAGUUACGAGAACGGGUUGGCAGACUAUCCCAAGCCAUGCGAGCUCAUGGGGUCAAGAAAGGCGAUCGUAUUGCAUUGGUAGCCAGCACGAGUAUCGAUACUUUGACCACCUUCCUUGCCACGGCGACAUUGGGAGCUCUCUUCAGCUCCAGCAGCACCGACAUGGGUGUCAAGGGGAUCCUCGACCGAUUGACACAGAUUAAACCCAAAUUCCUGUUCAUGGACGACUGGGCGGUUUACAAUGGCAAGAAGGUUGAUCUGCGGCCCAAGAUGAAGCAAGUCAUGGAGGGCAUGGUCGGGAUUGAAGGAUUCGAGGGCAUCGUCAGUCAGAUCCGCUUUUCACAUUCACCGGCCGACAUCUCGUCCGUGCCAAGCGCGCAAACCUGGACGACCUUCAUCUCUGCCGCCAAAUCGACCGUGCUGGAAUUCGAGCAAUGCGAGUUCGCCGAUCCCUUCCUGGUCGUGUAUUCGUCCGGGACGACGGGUCAGCCAAAAUGCAUUGUUCAUGCGAUUGGCGGCGUGGUCAUCUCCGCCCAUAAGGAGUUCACGCUACACCGUGACCUUGGCCCAGAUUCUCGACAGCUGCAGUAUACGACAACAGGGUGGAUUAUGUAUCUGUCUAGUGUGCAGGCCUUGCUUGUGGGUAGUUCGAUUGUUAUCUAUGAUGGCAGCCCAUUUACACCAAACCUCACGAAUUUCCUCGAACUGGUGAGCCAGGAGAAAGUCACACAUCUGGGUAUCAGUCCACGGUAUCUACAGACACUGGAAGGUGCUGGCGUCAUUCCCAAGAAGGUCGCCGACUUGAGCCAUUUGAAAGUCGUGACGAGUACCGGUAUGGUGCUCUCGGACAAAUUGUUCGAAUGGGUUUAUGAUGAGGCAUUCUCUCCGAGCAUACAAUUGGACAACAUCUCUGGAGGCACCGACCUCGCGGCGUGUUUCGGGACAGGGAACCCGGUCGUACCUUUAUAUGUCGGUGGCUGCCAGAGUCUGUCGCUCGGUGUCCCAGUGGCGGUGUACGACCAGACAAUCGAAGGCGGAAAGGGGGUCAAAGGAGUCGAACUGCCCAUCGGGGAAGCUGGAGAGCUGGUCGCUUACCAGGCUUUCCCGACCAUGCCGGUCACGUUCCUUGGGGACAAUGGGCCACAGCGGUACUUCGACAGUUACUUUGCCCGGUUCGACAACGUCUGGACACACGGCGACUUCAUCUCGAUCCAUCCUAUCACCAAGCAGAUUAUGUUCCUCGGCCGUGCAGACGGUGUCUUGAACCCCAGCGGUGUGCGAUUUGGCUCGGCAGAGAUCUACAGCAUCAUCGAAGCCAAAUUCGCCGACAAGAUCGCCGACAGUAUCUGUGUGGGUCAGAGGCGACCUACAGACCAGGAUGAAAGGGUCGUAUUGUUCUUGCUGAUGAAGCCUGGCCAUCAAUUCACGCCCCAGCUCAUCAGGGAGGUCAAAGACGCCAUUAGGAGGGAAACCAGCCCCAGACACGUGCCGAAGUUCGUGUUCGAGACCAAGGAGAUUCCCACGACCGUGAACCUGAAGAAGGUCGAAUUGCCUGUGAAACAGAUUGUGUCGGGCAAGAUUAUCAAACCGUCCGGAACGCUGGCAAAUCCCCAGAGUCUGGAGUAUUAUUAUCAAUUCGCCAAGGAUGAGAAUCUGGUGGAGUUGUCGGAUCCUAAGGCGAAGCUGUAG